Hepatospora eriocheir is the source of this 276-nucleotide messenger RNA. Lineage: Eukaryota; Fungi; Microsporidia; Hepatosporidae. The record is from the annotation of a GenBank genome assembly.
AUGAUUGAAGAGCAAUGUGACAAAGUUGAAAUAAAACAACUUGGAAAAAACUAUAUUGAUGUAAUAAUUCACGGUGAAGAUUAUACAGUUGCAUGUCCAAUAGCUGAGAGAUUAUUAAACACGACUGAAUAUUGUGCUUUUAAUAAAAGCUAUCCAGAUGAUAAACAUAUCUCUAUAAGAUUAAAAACUAAUGAAGUUGAUGUUAAAAAUGUUUUUAAGGAUAGUGUUAAGUCUAUUAUUGAUGAUAUUGAUUCUGUUAUAGAUCAAAUUAAAUAA